This is a messenger RNA of Dendroctonus ponderosae (mountain pine beetle), 2517 nucleotides long. RefSeq lists its product as uncharacterized. Bases 497 to 2143 code for a protein of 548 amino acids. The transcript has 4 exons. The record is from RefSeq and is a predicted model, not a curated record. Gene Ontology annotation, molecular function: DNA binding. Lineage: Eukaryota; Metazoa; Arthropoda; Insecta; Coleoptera; Curculionidae.
CCUGACUGGUUUACUGGCGAAAAGUACUGGACGGCACUAAAUUUGUGCUGCUGCUGUUGUUAUGCCGGUAUUACACUACGUACUUUUCCCGAUUGAUUGUUGUACAAACAGAAAAAGAGGGAAAAACAAAAAGGUUUAAAUGUCAGGUUUGUAGAAUAUUGCCAAACCUCGUAAGUCCCCCAAAUGCUGCCUAGCAGCAAUACCAUUAAGGAAGAAGAAGAACCUCGUAAGUAUGCAAGUAAUAAACGUGUAAAACCGAGUAAUUAUGGCGUCGAUUUCCGAAAACAUUUUGGGAUUUGUCAAUGAGUAACUAGCUGGAUUCACUUCUUCUCACGAGUUUUGGCGACAAUGUCAAUUGUCAAAAUUGUCCAACGCCGCUUGGAGGCAAUUUUUUAGCCAAACAUUUUAGUAUUUACAAACAGGAUGGUUUGGCGUCUGUUCUAGAGAAUAAUUAGUAAAAUCUCUUUUCAGUGGUUUCGAUAGGCAGACAACAAAAAUGGACGAGUCCGAAGUAGUGCGGAUAGAACACACCAACAGCACAGAUCUGUUCGAAGAUAGUUUUAGGCCUGAUAAUCAAAACGGAAAGCGAACUAAUGCUGCAGGUAGGAAAAUGCGCCAUAUAGAUUGGGACUCCAGAAAUUCGGUCAUGGAAACCCUGCGCCACAUUCAGGAGGAGAACCCUCAGAUAGAAGCGAUAUUUUUGGAAUCUGAUGAAGGUGACGAUGAAGAUGACGAUAACGCUAUUACUAUAAUUGAGGAUUCCGUCGACCCAAUUGCAGUUCAAAGUAAGAAAGCUAGCAAUAAAGCUCAAACCGAAAAUAAUCAAGUGAACUUGCCAUCUAAUCGACCUUUAAUCUGUAAUACCAAUUCACCAUUUACUGUUAGAGAAGUCUCACCAUACAAGAUACCAUCAUCUUUAAUCCAAAAUUCAAAUACUAUAGCUUUACAAGAAGAUUCUAAAGGGACCACUCCAAAGAGAUACUUGGUUAUACCAAAGGAAGUUGUACCCAUAUUUGCAAAUGCGAAAGGUCCAAUAUCUCUGAAUGUUCCCGGAAUUGGGCCGUUAUUAAUACAAAAGCCUUCCGAAAUCAUUUCGGGUCCUAACGCACAGCUGGAUUUACAGUCAUGCCUGGCUGACCUGGAUUCUUCCUUCAAGAAGCAACCAAAAACUCCAGAAUACAAUCCUCUGUGUGAUUCAAAAUUUUUCUGUUGGCGGUUGCGUAAAGGAGUGAAACGAGAUCUUGAUGGGUUUUCUAUGUAUGACAGAUUAGGAUUUUAUAAAGCAGAGCAACGUAGAGGACUAGAUUGUGCAGCAAAUUUGAAGUUUACUAUCGCAAGCCUUGAAAGUUCAAUAGCUUUAAUAAAGCGAAAAAUAUCAUCCAGCUACAAUAUCGAAUUUAAAGAAUUUGCAAACAACAAAGGGAAAAGAGGCAGAAAGAGAAAAUUAUACUAUGACCAAUCAAGAGAAAAAAGUAAUGGUCGCAGAAGAAAUGCAGAAACCGAAACAUCAGAUACAGAUAGUAGCCUAUCAAAUGAUGGCUUGCUACUGACACGAAAAGUUGUAGUUCUUAAUAAUGCAAAAAGUAAUGACUCAACCUUCGUGAAAAAGCGCGGGCCAGGUAGACCCAGGAAAUAUCCACUUCCAGUUCAUAAGAUGCCAGGUAAACCUAGCCCGGUGAAAUAUUCAGGGGAGGAAGCAAUUAAAUGUACACCGAUAGUUAAAGGUAAACGAGGAAGGCCAAAAAAGGUUGAAAAUAUGGGAGGCGAAGAGAAGAUAAAAUAUUUUCAAUCAUUAUAUGAUAUAACACCGUGCUAUAUAUUGGUUAAUCACUGCGACAUACCAGAGGAAGUUAUGGAAAACUAUGUGGAAACUCAAUAUCCCGAACAAUUCACAGUAAUUGAUAACUUAAAAGAGUUCGAAAACAAAAUUGAUAAUGCAAAACCGUUACUGGUUGUUAAUGAGAAGCAGUGGGGUACUCUGAACCUACCACAAGUUAGCGAAGCAAAUAAUAUGGUUCAUCCUGUAACGGACGAUAGUAAGAUUCCUUUCUCGAUGAAACUAACGGCAGUAAGAUAUAAUUUACGAUUUGUGAAACCUGACAUUUUAUUCCGGCACCUGUCCGGUGAAAAAAUAGAUAAUUAACUUGUUGAUACUUUGGAAGAUUUGAAAAAUGUUUAUAACAUCUUGAGUUAGAGCUGUUUUAUACAGAUGUAUAAAUUUACUUUAAGGUUUUAAGGGUUUGCUUAAAAGUAAGUUUGCAUGCUAUCCUGUUAUCAUAAUUAUAAAAAAUAUAGUUAACUAUGUUUUAUUUUAAGUUUGAAGAUAUUUAGUUCCGGCUAUUCAAAUGUUUGCGAAUAUUCAUCAUUAUUCACACAGUAUAAUGGGUAGCAAAACGUGUCUAUGAGUCUGCCUGUCGUAUUCGAAACGAGAAGCUAAUUGAAAUUGUAUUUUUUGGGUCUAGAGGGUUAUACUUCAAAUCUGCAUGACGACAUUUAAUAAAACGAGCAAAACUUCAA